Messenger RNA from Lotus japonicus, 1576 nucleotides. RefSeq names its product actin-12. The record is from RefSeq and is a predicted model, not a curated record. Lineage: Eukaryota; Viridiplantae; Streptophyta; Magnoliopsida; Fabales; Fabaceae. The transcript is spliced from 5 exons. Gene Ontology annotation, cellular component: cytoplasm. Bases 148 to 1281 code for a protein of 377 amino acids.
UCUAAGGUACUCAGACACAUUCUCCACUUUCUUCUUUCUUUCACAUAUUUCAUCGAUCAUCAAAUCUUUCACAGUGAGAAUUUUCAAUUUUGGUGACCCAGAUUUUCAUUUUUCUACCCAUAUUUUUAUUCUUCUAAUCAUUAAAAAAUGGCAGAUGGUGAGGAUAUUCAACCUCUUGUUUGUGACAAUGGAACUGGAAUGGUCAAGGCUGGAUUUGCUGGAGAUGAUGCUCCAAGGGCUGUGUUCCCUAGCAUUGUAGGGCGUCCCCGCCACACCGGUGUGAUGGUUGGUAUGGGACAAAAGGAUGCAUAUGUUGGGGAUGAAGCUCAAUCAAAGAGGGGUAUUUUGACUCUGAAAUAUCCAAUUGAACAUGGUAUAGUUAACAAUUGGGAUGAUAUGGAAAAGAUCUGGCAUCACACUUUCUAUAAUGAGCUUCGUGUUGCUCCGGAAGAGCACCCCGUUCUUCUCACAGAAGCGCCGCUGAACCCGAAGGCCAACCGCGAAAAAAUGACCCAGAUCAUGUUUGAAACCUUCAACACUCCAGCUAUGUACGUUGCCAUUCAGGCUGUGCUUUCCCUUUAUGCUAGUGGUCGUACAACUGGUAUUGUUCUUGACUCUGGAGAUGGUGUAAGCCACACAGUUCCUAUCUAUGAAGGUUAUGCUCUCCCACAUGCAAUCUUGCGUUUGGACCUAGCAGGGCGUGAUCUCACUGAUCACCUCAUGAAAAUCUUGACCGAGCGUGGAUACUCUUUUACUACUACCGCUGAGCGUGAAAUUGUAAGAGAUAUGAAGGAAAAACUGGCCUACAUUGCUCUUGACUAUGAACAAGAGAUAGAAACUUCCAACACCAGCUCAUCUGUUGAGAAGAGUUUUGAGCUACCUGAUGGACAGGUGAUCACCAUAGGCGCCGAGAGAUUCCGUUGCCCAGAAGUUCUCUUCCAACCAUCCACGAUCGGGAUGGAAGCUCCUGGCAUACAUGAAACCACAUACAACUCCAUCAUGAAGUGUGAUGUUGACAUCAGGAAGGAUCUUUAUGGAAACAUUGUGUUGAGUGGUGGUUCCACAAUGUUCCCAGGGAUUGCGGAUAGAAUGAGCAAGGAGAUUACAGCAUUGGCACCAAGUAGCAUGAAAAUUAAGGUGGUGGCGCCGCCGGAGAGGAAGUAUAGUGUGUGGAUUGGAGGCUCCAUUUUAGCAUCCCUCAGCACCUUCCAACAGAUGUGGAUUGCAAAAGCGGAAUAUGAUGAAUCAGGCCCAUCAAUCGUUCACAGGAAAUGUUUCUAAAAUGCAGCAGAUCGAGUCUAGAAAAUUAUAACUUUCCUUUGUACUACACAGCAAUACCCUGUGGUUCAGAACAAAUUACUUCCUAUUCUUUACCAUUGUUUUGAUCAUGUUUUUGUUUUCCUUUAUUUAUAUGUUGGGAUAAAACUUGAGAGAAUCAAAAGCAAAGCAAGAUAUGUAAGAUUAAUUUUUCCUUUUCAUUAUGACUUCGUUGUAAAAAGCUGUGUAUUUGAACUUUACAUGUUCUUUUCAUUUAAAAUUACUAGGCAUGGAAUUUCACAAGCAUCACAAACAAAAU